Messenger RNA from Trichomycterus rosablanca, 2289 nucleotides. RefSeq names its product synaptotagmin IV (gene syt4). Gene Ontology annotation, molecular function: calcium-dependent phospholipid binding; clathrin binding; calcium ion binding. The coding region runs from base 229 to 1560 and encodes 443 amino acids. Gene Ontology annotation, biological process: cellular response to calcium ion; regulation of dopamine secretion; regulation of calcium ion-dependent exocytosis. NCBI's taxonomy places the organism in Eukaryota, Metazoa, Chordata, Actinopteri, Siluriformes, Trichomycteridae. The record is from RefSeq and is a predicted model, not a curated record. The transcript is spliced from 4 exons. Gene Ontology annotation, cellular component: exocytic vesicle; plasma membrane; synapse.
AGAGGGCGUCAUAUUAGUGAGGAGAGAGAGCAUCAUUUCAGUGAGGAGAGAGGAGAGAGAGAGCAUCAUUUCAGUGAGGAAAGCAUCAGUACAAGGAGGCAGUUUGGAAACCUGUAGUAAAAGACAGUCUCCGUUUUGUUUUUAGGAAAGAAGCUCAACCUUCAGCUCCUCUUAUAUUACUACACAGUACCGGAGGGGUGCAGCCUAGUAAACAAGCGCUCGUGCACGAUGGCUCCCGUGAGCGCGGAUCAGGGACAAGUCGUGGAGGUUCCCUUAAGCGUUGCUGUGGUCAGCAUCUUUGGUCUGGUCUUCAGCGUUUCUGCCUUUGCCUGGAUUUGCUGCCAGCGCAAGACCAACAAAAGCGGUGCCAAGACCCCACCUUACAAAUUCGUCCACAUGCUCAAGGGUGUGGACAUCUACCCUGAAAGUCUGAACGGCAAGAAAAAAAUAGCGGGAGAGAAGACAUCUGACCCAGCACAGAAAAAAACGCUCUCGAGUCCCAGUGGUGGGCGUCCGGUACUUCAUCUUGACUUGGAAAAACGAGACUUGAAUGGGAACUUCACAUUUGCACCUCCCAUUCUUCAAGCCAAGGUCAGAAGCACCCCAGAUCAGGAUAUUCCAUCCCCGCAUCCAGGCACCGGACAGGUGGGAACGCAGGAGGAUGAAACCCCAGAGAGCAAUGUCUCAAGCCAGAUGCCCACCCCGGCUCUGGAGAAGGUCCAGGAAAAGGAGAACGGUGUGGGCACGCUUUCCUUCUCGCUCGAGUACAACUUUGAGAAAAAGGCUUUCAUUGUGCACGUUAAAGAGGCGCAUGGCCUGUCUGCCACAGAUGAGCAGUCUCUGACCUCUGACCCCUACAUCAAGCUUACGUUGCUUCCUGAGAAAAAACACAAGGUCAAGACCAGGGUUCUGAGGAAGACUCUGGACCCAGCCUUUGACGAGACCUUCAGCUUCUACGGCAUCCCAUACUCUCGCGUCCCCCAGCUGGCUUUACACUUCAUGGUGCUCAGUUUUGAUCGGUAUUCCCGCGAUGAGGUGAUUGGAGAAACUUUGGUCCCGCUGGCUGACGUGGACCUGGCUGAGGGGAGGGUCAUCAUGAGCCGUGACAUCAUCAAAAGGAAUGUGAGGACAACUGCAGGGAGGGGAGAGCUGCUCCUGUCUUUGUGUUAUCAGUCCACCACCAGCACCCUGACGGUAGUGGUUCUUAAAGCUCGUCACCUGCCCAAGACAGACCGCAAUGGGCCCUCAGACCCUUACGUAAAGGUAAACCUGUACCAGGGCAAGAAACGCGUGUGCAAGAAAAAGACCCACGUGAAAAAGUGCACCCCGAACCCCGUCUUCAACGAGCUCUUCGUCUUCGACGUGCCCACCGAGGAGGGCCUGCGGGACACCAGCGUCGAGCUUCUGCUGCUGGAUUCCGAUAGAACAGCACGCACACCCAUCGUUGGCCGUCUCCUCCUGGGGACCUCAUCCCCAGGCACCGCUGGCGAGCACUGGCGCGAGAUCUGCGAUCACCCACGGCGACAGAUUGCGAAGUGGCACGCGCUGGCCGAAGACUAGCCGAAUGACAAACGCCCAAGAACUGUCAGAAAAGAAAGAUCGGGCAGGGAUUAUGGGACUUCAAGUGAUGUCAUCUGUGGGUAAUGGUAAUUAAAUUAGUGCCUGUUUUGAGGGGGAGGAGCUAAAAGAAUCCAGCCAAUGAUUCCAAAGACAGUCUGCGACAUCCAGUGAUGCUUCUUUUCAUACUUCAUACCGUAUCUAACUGGUCACCCUGUUGUGCAGUGCCGAAUGUCAUAAAUGUCUCUAUCGCUGUUCGCUCUGCUCAGUAUCAAUGUUACUCAGAAAAACGUGGAUAAAACGCAUAAAACACUUCAGUGCUGUAAAUAUCUGUGGAUCAUUUAUUUAUUUGAUAAAAUCCUUUUAUUUAUGAAAUGUCAAAAAUGCUUUAUUCUCUUCUUUUUGUACUUAAUUUAUUAUUUUGGUUCAGGGUUUUUUUGUAAUUUAAAGUGGUCAUAUUUUUUUAUUUUGUCUAUGUGAAAGCAGCCUAAAUUAGGCCGAGCUUUAUUAUUGAAUGACUGCAUGAACUUUAAAAAAAUCUGUACGUAUGGGAUGUUUUUGUCUGUGUGUAAGUAUGAGUGUGUAAUCAGUUCUGAUUGGAGAGUGAGCUCUCUAGAUUACCGCGAGCACAACAGUAGAAUGUAAUGUACAUGUACCUUAAUAUAAAAUGUCACGUUCAGAGAAAAAACUGUGUCUAUUUUUUUAUUAUAUGCAGCCUGAGGUUUUAAUGAU